Messenger RNA from Aphanomyces invadans, 1039 nucleotides. RefSeq lists its product as hypothetical. The coding region runs from base 51 to 965 and encodes 304 amino acids. The transcript has a single exon. Lineage: Eukaryota; Oomycota; Saprolegniomycetes; Saprolegniales; Verrucalvaceae. The record is from RefSeq and is a predicted model, not a curated record. Gene Ontology annotation, molecular function: sequence-specific DNA binding; DNA-binding transcription factor activity. Gene Ontology annotation, biological process: regulation of DNA-templated transcription.
CUUUGCACCCGAAAUAUCCCUGCGAUCCUGUGUCACUUUCACUUUCUUCCAUGAGUCCGUCAUCGACGCCGCCCCAGAGCGACGGUGCGCCCGGUCGUCACCACCAGAAGCAGUCGCCCCGCGCCAAGGCGAUUCAGCUCGUGAGUUCGGCGGUCGCGCCGUUCCUCGCGAGUUUGUUUGAGAUUCUGUCCAAAGAAGAUGCCAGUGUCAUCGCGUGGUGCGACGACGGCAAGUCGUUUGGUGUGUACAACUACGACGCGAUGGAAAAGCACAUUUUGCCCACGUACUUUCGCCAUAACAAGUUUGCGUCGUUCCAGCGCCAGCUCAACUACUUUGGGUUUCGCAAACUGCACAAGACCAAGGAGUCGGAACACCACUCGAUCUACUGCCAGCCAUUCUUCCUUCGACACGAUCCCGCCCGCAUGCUUCAAAUCAAACGCAAAACACACCGCGUCAAGGCCAACACCCCCCGACGCGCCAUUCUCGGAUCCCUUCACGACUGCUUCUCGUACCCGUACGGGGGCUGCCAUCCGGCUUCACCACCUUCCUACAAGGCGCAGACACCGUGUGCCUGCCCGAACUCGCACGGCCAGGACGCGUUCUGCUACACCUCAACCCCAGCAUCAAACACCCCGUCGUCGUCACACCACACAUCAGCCCAAGUUACUUCGGCGGACACAUACGAUCCUCUCCCGUUUUACGCCCCGUCGACUAACGUGUUCAUGUCCGUCGAGUCUCCUUCGGUGUGCUCCUACCUCCAACCAGUGGAUUUGCACCACGACCCGACCCAGCCCGUCAUGCACACCGACGACGUGAACUUGUCCAACGUUGUCGUGUACGCAUCCCCUGGCGGUCACCAUCCCGUCGCGGCCGCCGCGCCAUUCCCCUACACGUUUCCGCGGGAUUUGACCAAAUUCACACAAAACAACUUGGAUUUCCUGUACGACGAUGCCUUGUCCAUAUAAAUGGCACGUGCCACCUUCCCCCACGCUAGCGUAAUAUUAUUAUGAACCGACUGCUAAGGUUUCGGUGCCCUCCG